AUGACCAGCCCAGCAAAAUGUUCAAAAUCAUCAUCUUCAUCAUCACCAUGGAAACAUGAUGUGUUCCUGAGUUUCAGAGGUGAGGACACCCGUACAGGAUUCACAGACCAUCUGUACCAUGCUUUGGAUGGGAAAGCAAUUGAUGUCUUUAGGGAUACUGAAGGCCUCGUGAGGGGAGAAGCCAUUUCACCGGCACUCUUGAAAGGAAUUGAAGAAUCAAGGUUUGCAAUCAUCGUCCUUUCAGAGAAGUAUGCUACUUCAUCAUGGUGCUUGGACGAAGUUGCAGAGAUUGUUAAAUGCCAUCGAGUUUGGGGACAGACUAUUAUUCCAGUUUUCUACCAUGUCGAGCCAAACCAUGUGAGGAUUCAGACUGGGACAUUUGGGGAGCCCUUUACUCAUAAGCAUAAAUACCAAGAUGUGAAUAGGGUUAACCGAUGGAGGGAGGUUUUAUCUCUAGUGGCCAAUAUUCAUCCAUGCUGGGAAUUGAAAGACGGCUUGUACGUAAUUCUCCAUUUUGAUUAA
Molecule: messenger RNA, 522 nt
Organism: Ziziphus jujuba (common jujube)
Lineage: Eukaryota; Viridiplantae; Streptophyta; Magnoliopsida; Rosales; Rhamnaceae
Product: toll/interleukin-1 receptor-like protein
Exons: 1
Coding region: 1-522 (173 amino acids)
Biological process (GO): signal transduction
Source: RefSeq, a predicted model, not a curated record